GCUUGGAAGUGGGCAGCCUGGAAGUCACUCGGGCCACUGGAGCUGGCGGCGUCUCUAGCGAGGCGCGCGGUGCCGGACGCCGCGGUCGAGGAGCCCGCGGGGCGUACAGCCCGGACGGCUAGGUGCAUCCUUGACCUGGGCUCUCGUGAGACCUGAAAGGCACGCUAGUGUCCAGGGCAUACUGAGCAUGGCUGAGAAGAUGCCUACACCACCCACAGGCCAUGGCCUGCAGCCAUUGCUCUUUCUGCCCUGCUGAGCCAUUGCAUCUGGAGCCCCCUGGAUGAAACCUGCCUCCUGACGUCACACUUGUGCUGCUGUCUACAGCGAUGGUGAAGGACUGGACUCUACAGGCUCACAACCUUCAAGUGCACUUUCGAGGGCCAGCACCCUUUGUCCUAGGACUGGCGGGCCUGAACAAUGGCUGAGGGCCAGGGGACCCCAUAGAGUUGUACCACGACUUCAGGGACAGCAGCACUCCAGUGCCCGAGGACUAUGACCACCUAUCGACCUCUUCCUAAUGAUGGUGUGGACCUGGCAGCCAGCUGUGGGGCCAGGGGCACCGAUAUCCUCCCUGGGCCCCACCCUGGGGACUACACUCCCAUGGGAUUCUGGGCCCAGAACGGCAGCAUGUCCCAGCCUCUUGGUGAGAGCCCAGCCAUUGCCACCACCCGCCCUAGCCCCACCACCCCUGCGAUGCCCAAGAUGGGUGUGCGUGCCAGAGUGGCUGAUUGGCCACCCAAGCGAGAAGCCUUGAGAGAGCAGAGCAAUCCCAGCCCCUCACAGGACACAGAUGGUGUGAAGUCCACCAAAGUGACCCAUUCCAUGAGAAACUUACAGAAUGGACAGCUCCCUUCCAGCACCCCAGCUGCCUCAGGGUCCAGAGCCUUCCAUCGACUCUCCAGGAGGAGGUCUAAAGAUGUAGAAUUCCAGGAUGGGUGGCCCCGGUCCCCUGGCCGGGCCUUCCUCCCUCUGCGACAUCGAAGCAGUAGCGAGAUCACCCUCAGUGAGUGUGACGUGGAGGAACCUGGAGAGUCACGGGGAACCCGGCACCCAGGGGUGCUGCCGCUCUUCCGAGAGUAUGGCAGCACAUCCUCCAUCGACGUGCAGGGUGUGCCAGAGCAGAGUUUCUUCGACAUUCUCAAUGAGUUCCGCAGUGAGCAGCCAGAGGCUCGCGGCUCCCAGAACCUCAGUGAGCUCCUGCGGGUGGGUCCUGGCACCCUUCUCCCAGGAGGCAGCUGUGGAACCAAGGGAGACCCCCGCAAUGGCCAGCCUGCCAAAGAUAGUCUCCAGACUCUGCAGCCUCUCAAGGAAAAGGAGAAGGCCCGGAAGAAACCUGCGUGGGGCCUGGGCAGUGGGGACACUGUGGACUCGUCCAUCUUCAGGAAACUGAGGAGCAGUAAACCUGAGGGGGAGGUGGGGCGGCCUCUGGGAGAGACUGAGGAGGGCCGAAGCCCCCCAGAAGCCAGCAGACCAUGGGUCUGCCAGAAGAGCUUUGCCCAUUUUGACGUGCAGAGCCUGCUGUUCGACCUCAACGAGGCAGCUGCCAACAGGGUGUCGGUGGCCCAGAGGCGCAACACCACCACAGGGGCCUCGGCGGCCUCAGCGGCCUCGGCCAUGGUGACCCUCACAGCAUCACGGGCCCACAGCCUGGGGACGCUGGACCCAGCCUUCACCAGCACGGAGGAUUUGAACUGCAAAGAGAACCUGGAGCAGGACCUGGGGGAUGACAAUAGCAAUGACCUUCUGCUUAGCUGCCCACACUUCCGCAAUGAGAUCGGUGGGGAGCGAGAGCGCAAUGUCAGCUUCUCCCGGGCCUCCUUGGGUUCCCCGGGGGGCAGCAGCGAAGCCCACAUAGCGGAGCCCACCCUGAGCACCCACCGCACAAAUGCCAGCAUCUCAGUGCUGGAGGUGCCCAAGGAGCAGCAAAGGACACAGAGCCGGCCCAGGCAGUACAGCAUCGAGCACGUGGACCUGGGUGCUCGUUACUACCAGGACUACUUUGUGGGCAAAGAGCACGCCAAUUACUUCGGCGUGGAUGAAAAGCUGGGGCCCGUGGCGGUGAGCAUCAAGCGGGAGAAGCUAGAGGAUCAUAAGGACCACGGACCUCAGUACCAGUAUAGGAUCAUCUUCCGGACUCGAGAGCUCAUCACGCUUCGGGGCUCCAUUCUAGAGGAUGCCACACCUACAGCCACCAAGCACGGGACAGGGCGGGGCCUGCCCCUGAAGGACGCACUGGAAUAUGUCAUCCCAGAGCUCAACAUCCAUUGCUUGCGACUGGCUCUCAACACUCCCAAAGUCACAGAGCAGCUGCUGAAGCUCGAUGAGCAAGGGCUGUGCCGCAAGCACAAGGUUGGCAUCCUGUACUGCAAGGCAGGCCAGAGCUCGGAAGAGGAGAUGUACAACAAUGAGGAGGCUGGGCCUGCCUUUGAGGAGUUCCUGGACCUCCUGGGUGAGAAGGUCUGUCUGAAGGGCUUCACCAAGUACGCCGCCCAGCUGGAUGUCAAGACGGACUCCACAGGGACCCACUCUCUCUACACGACAUACCAGGACUACGAGAUCAUGUUCCACGUUUCCACCCUGCUCCCUUACACCCCCAACAACAGGCAGCAGCUGCUGAGGAAGAGGCACAUAGGGAAUGACAUCGUGACGAUCAUCUUCCAGGAGCCAGGAGCGUUGCCUUUCACCCCCAAGAACAUCCGCUCGCACUUCCAGCACGUCUUCAUCAUCGUCCGAGUCCACAAUCCCUGCACUGAGAAUGUCUGCUAUAGCAUGGCUGUGACCCGAUCCAAAGACGCUCCUCCUUUUGGUCCCCCGAUCCCCAAUGGAACCACAUUCCGAAAGUCUGAUGUCUUCAGAGACUUUUUGCUAGCCAAGGUAAUUAAUGCUGAGAACGCUGCACACAAAUCUGACAAAUUCCACACGAUGGCCACCAGAACCCGUCAGGAGUACCUUAAGGACCUGGCUGAAAGCUGUGUCUCCAACACCCCCAUUGACUCCUCCGGCAAGUUCACCCUCAUCUCCCUGACCUCCAAGAAGAAGGAGAAGACGAAGGCCAGGGCAGGAGCGGAGCAGCACAGUGCUGGGGCCAUUGCCUGGCGUGUGGCAGCUCAGGACUACGCCCAGGGAGUGGAGAUCGACUGCAUUUUGGGGAUUUCCAAUGAGUUUGUAGUGCUCCUGGACCUGCGUACCAAGGAGGUGGUUUUCAACUGCUACUGUGGGGACGUCAUUGGCUGGACCCCAGACUCCUCCACACUGAAGAUAUUCUAUGGCCGAGGGGACCACAUCUUCCUGCAGGCUGCAGAGGGCUCUGAGGAGGACAUCAGGGACAUUGUCCAGAGGCUGAAGGUGAUGACCAACGGCUGGGAAACCGUGGAUAUGACCCUGCGGCGGAAUGGGCUGGGGCAGCUGGGCUUCCAUGUGAAGUACGAUGGGACAGUGGCUGAAGUGGAGGACUAUGGGUUUGCCUGGCAGGCUGGCCUCCGGCAAGGCAGCCGACUGGUAGAGAUCUGCAAGGUGGCUGUGGUGACACUGAGCCAUGACCAGAUGAUUGACCUGCUGCGCACCUCCGUCACCGUGAAGGUGGUCAUCAUCCCGCCUUUUGAAGACGGCACUCCCCGACGGGGGUGGCCAGAGACCUACGAUAUGAAUACUUCGGAGCCCAAGACGGAGUCGGAGACCACCACCUCUGGGGGCCGGCCCCCCUACCGCAGCAAUGCUUCCUGGCAGUGGAGCGGGCCUGCCUCCCACAACUCUCUGCCGGCCACCAAGUGGAGCACCCCUGCCACGCCCGGCCAUGCCCAGUCCCUCAGCCGACUCCCGAAGCAGACACCAAUGGUCCCCUUCCGUGAGUCCCAGCCACUGCACAGCAAGAGGCCUGUCAGCUUCCCAGAAACACCUUUCGCGGCAUCACCAGCAGGGGCCGACAGAGUUCCUCCCUACCGACAGCCUUCUGGGAGUUUCUCCACCCCAGGCUCUGCCACCUACGCAAGAUACAAGCCGUCUCCAGAAAGGUACGCGGCCGCCCCGCACCCGCUACUGUCAUUCGACCCUCACUUUAUGCACGAUGGCAUGUCCAGCGGCGACUCCUCUUCAGGUGGCCUGACUAGCCAAGAGAGCACCAUGGAGCGCCCAAAACCAGAGCCUCUGUGGCACGUGCCGGCCCAGGCCCGGCUCUCGGCCAUAACUGGAAACAGUGGCAGCAAGCACCCCUCCAGGCAGGACGCGGCUGGCAAAGAUUCUCCCAACAGGCAUUCCAAAGGUGAACCUCAGUACUCAAGCCAUUCCAGCAGCAAUACCCUCUCCAGCAAUGCCUCCAGCAGCCACAGUGAUGACCGAUGGUUCGACCCUCUGGACCCCCUAGAGCCAGAGCAGGACCCCUUCUCCAAGGGCGGCUCCAGUGACAGUGGCAUUGACACCACACUCUACACCUCCAGCCCCAGUUGUAUGUCCUUGGCCAAAGCACCUAGGCCUGGCAAGCCACACAAACCUCCUGGAAGUAUAGGCCUUUGUGGCGGGGGCCGGGAGGCCGCCGGAAGACCCCACCCUGCAGACCGACGGCGGGAAGUCUCCCCUGCACCUGUAGUCGCUGGCCAGAACAAGGGCUACCGGCCAAAGCUGUACUCCUCAGGCUCCAGUACCCCUCCAGGCCUGGUCGGGGGCAGCCGAGACCCACCAAGGCAACCCAGUGACAUGGGCUCCAGGGCUGGCUACCCCGCUCAGGUUUACAAAACAGCCAGUGCAGAGACUCCCCGGCCCUCCCAGCUCACUCAGUGCAGCCCCUUCCAGCUCUCCACGUCCGUCCCCAAGUCCUUCUUCUCCAAGCAGCCUGCGCACAACAAGCAUCCAGCCGGAUGGAAGAGAACAGACGAGCCCCCACCACGGCCACUCCCCUUUGUCGACACUAAGAAGCAGGUGGACACCAGCGCUAAGAAUGUCUUUGGUCAGCCUCGGCUGAGGGCAUCCCUGCGAGACCUCCGGUCCCCACGGAAGAACUACAAGUCAACCAUAGAGGAUGAUCUGAAGAAGCUCAUCAUCAUGGACAACCUGGGGCCAGAGCAGGAUCGGGACACAGGGCAGUCCCCGCAGAAGAGCCUGCAGCGGACACUGUCGGAUGAGAGCCUGUGCAGCGGGCGCCGGGAGCCCAGCUUUGCCAGCCCGGCCAGCCUGGAGCCUGGCCUGCCCAGCGAUGUGCUCUUCACCAGCACCUGCGCCUUCCCCUCCAGCACACUGCCCGCCCGCCGCCAGCACCAGCACCCCCACCCACCCAGCGGGGCACCCAGUACCAUUCCAGCCACUGGCAAUGGCUUCCCAGAGAAGAAAUCGGCCAUCUCAACCUCGGAGCUCUCACUGGUUGACGGACGGGACCGGCCCCUGCGACGGCUUGACCCUGGAAUGAUGCCACUACCAGAUACGGCUACUGGCCUUGAGUGGUCCAGCCUCGUGAACGCUGCCAAGGCCUACGAAGUGCAACGGGCCGUCUCACUCUUCUCUCUAAAUGACCCAGCCCUGAGCCCAGAUGUCCCUCCUGCACACAGUCCUGUCCACAGCCACCUGAGCUUGGAGCGGGGCCCCCAGACUCCUAGGACAACCCCCACCAUGAGUGAGGAGCCACCCCUGGACCUGACAGGCAAGGUGUACCAGCUGGAGGCCAUGCUGAAGCAACUGCACACAGACCUUCAGAAGGAGAGGCAGGACAAGGUGGUGCUGCAGUCGGAGGUGGCCAGCCUUCGGCAGAACAACCAGAGAUUGCAGGAGGAAUCGCAGGCCGCCAGUGAGCAACUCCGCAAGUUCGCAGAGCUCUUCAGCAGGGAGAAGAAAGAACUCUGAGGCCCCUGGGCUCAGCCCCUGGGCCUCCCCUGGCUGGCAGGCAGUGGGCUUCUGGUUGCAGGGUGACGGGUCAUCCAGCCACAGCCCCGCACCCACGGCUCCGCCCCGCAACUCAGGAGCCCCAGGCGCAAUGAGCCAGCUUGGCUGGCCUCAGGCCCUUCUCAGCUGCUCCCUGUGGCCCCGCAGGCCUUGUAGCCUGUUCCUAGGACCCAGCUGCCUGGAGCUGUGAUAGUGGGAGGGGUCCAGGAGCCCCUGCAUGAGAACUGUGGAACAGAAUGGGCCCUUUCAUCCCCCACUCCCUGAUGGUCCAGGGCUCCUCUCUCCCUCCCCAGUGCGCUGGCCCCAGACAGCAUGGACAUCACCCUGAGUCUCCCUUCCAUACAGAAACCAGGAGCACUUUCAUAGAGUUUAAAUUAUUUUCCUGGGGCCCCAGAAUGGACAGGAACCCCUAGCAUCCAGAUCCACUCCUUUGAGAAACCCUGUUUGUACAGUUAAGACUGUUUCUACGAUCUUUUUCUACCAGCUCCUCUCCAGCAGCCACAGGCUCCUCUGCCUUCAGCUACUGAUCCGGCGGCCAGCCGUGGGCUCCUCCCCUAGCACAACUAGGCCAUUGCCUCCCACCCCAGAGGCAGCAAGGAGCCCCAGGGCAGGGCUGAAGCACAGCCUUCACCUGUCUGGCCCUCUUUUCUUUUUCAAGUCUCCCUGGCCACACUCCAGCCCCAGCGGCCACCAGACACACUCACUGUGCUCCCCGGGGAGCACUCAGUGCAACCCCCAGAGACGCUGAUUCUCCAAAGGCAAUAAGGGGCAGCUCAGUCUGGGUCUAUGCUGCUCACCCAGGAAACACAAAUUCCCCUUUCUUUCUUCUUUAAAAACAAACAGAAAAGAAUAUAUAUAUAUAUUUAUUUUUUCAUGUAGAGUUGUGCCAGAACAAGUUUGAAUGGCCACGAUCUGUGGAUUCCCCAACCCCAGGGUCAAGACAUGUCCCCACGGACUGGGGGUCAGUGUGAGGACCCAGAGGGAUGUGGGGGUGGCAGACAGGGAGAAGUCGGCAGCAUGGAUUGGACCCAGAGCUUCCUGGUCCAGCCCUUAGCCCAGGACCCUUCACCUCUUUGGGCCCAUGACCUCUUGGGAAGGGCUCUGAGACCACACACGACAGGCACUCCACUCCAGACGUGCCAGGCUGGAGGGCAGACGGGUACCCACAGCUCCCUAUGACCCGCCUCUGGCCCUGGGGAACCCUGGGUUAUGAGGGAGCAGCCUGCCAUGUCCUUCACCCUCCGUGGGUUGAUAGUGGCAGACCAGGGUACCCAGUGUCCUCAGCCCUGGCCAACUACUGUGAUGUCCCUCUCCUCCUGAUCCCCUUCUAAAGGGUUCUCCAGCCCUGCCCCUCCCCCUUCCCUCCGACCCCGACCUGGAGCCUGCCCCCCCCCACUCCUUCCUUCAUCUGUCUCUUUAGUGUGUCUCCUCACAUCUUCAGAUCAUUCGAAUCAUUUUGGGGACCUAAUCAUGUACAUUGACAAUUGUAAAUUAUAAUUUUUGGUUUUGUUCUAUUAUUUUUGUAAGAAUUUCUGCAAAAAAAACAACUAUUUAAUUGAGGUUGAUGUUCUGUCUGAUGGCUGGAGAUAGCAGCAGGCUUUCUUUUCCCACGUUGAUUUGUUCCAUUUGGAUUUUUUAUCAUUCUUUAUUGUUCCCUGCCAUCCCUGUCUUGAGAUUUCUGGCAUGUUUCAGGAGCUUUCAAAGGAAAUAAACAUUUCAUAGAAA
Molecule: messenger RNA, 7590 nt
Organism: Peromyscus californicus insignis
Lineage: Eukaryota; Metazoa; Chordata; Mammalia; Rodentia; Cricetidae
Gene: Sipa1l3
Product: signal induced proliferation associated 1 like 3
Exons: 22
Coding region: 493-5826 (1777 amino acids)
Biological process (GO): regulation of small GTPase mediated signal transduction; activation of GTPase activity; epithelial cell morphogenesis
Cellular component (GO): plasma membrane; Golgi apparatus; cytoplasm
Molecular function (GO): protein binding; GTPase activator activity
Source: RefSeq, a predicted model, not a curated record